Messenger RNA from Oryza sativa Japonica Group (Japanese rice), 736 nucleotides. RefSeq lists its product as uncharacterized. Gene Ontology annotation, molecular function: ubiquitin protein ligase binding; protein tag activity; structural constituent of ribosome. Gene Ontology annotation, biological process: modification-dependent protein catabolic process; translation; protein ubiquitination. The record is from RefSeq and is a predicted model, not a curated record. Lineage: Eukaryota; Viridiplantae; Streptophyta; Magnoliopsida; Poales; Poaceae. Gene Ontology annotation, cellular component: nucleus; ribosome; cytoplasm.
CGCAGAUGCAUUCCAUAUCCACAUUACCGCCUCCAUUUUUGCACCGGCCGCCACUAAUCUGCGGGAGAGAGCGUUCGUUCGUUCGCCGGCGAGAGGGAGAGUGGCAAGAUGCAGAUCUUCGUGAAGACGCUCACCGGGAAGACGAUCACGCUGGAGGUGGAGAGCAGCGACACCAUCGACAACGUCAAGGCCAAGAUCCAGGACAAGGAAGGUAUCCCGCCGGACCAGCAGCGUCUCAUCUUCGCGGGGAAGCAGCUCGAGGAUGGCCGCACCCUGGCCGACUACAACAUUCAGAAGGAGUCGACGCUUCACCUGGUGCUCCGCCUCCGCGGUGGCAGCAGGGGCGGCUACCCCAAGGGGAUCGAGCCCAACCUCCGCGAGCUCGCGCAGAAGUACAACGAGAACAAGCUGGUUUGCCGCAGGUGCUAUGCACGCCUUCCCCUCAGGUCCACCAACUGCCGCAAGAAGAAGUGUGGCCACAGCAAUGAGAUAAGGGCAAAGAAGAGGUUUAUGUCCAAGCUUUCGAAGUGAACCACUGGAAAGCUCCGUCGUGGAUCAGUUCAAUCGACCGCCUUGCAGCUUUUAUACCUUCUUAUUAGUUACUUUGUCUCUUCAUGGAGAGAUGCUUAUGAGAUUUUGCUUUCAAGUUUCUGUUACUGGAUUUUGGACAAAUCUCUAUGAAUAAAGUUUUGGUAUAAAAUUUUAUUUACUGCCCAGCUAAAUUCUUUUGGGCUUA